Messenger RNA from Tinamus guttatus (white-throated tinamou), 864 nucleotides. The record is from RefSeq and is a predicted model, not a curated record. Lineage: Eukaryota; Metazoa; Chordata; Aves; Tinamiformes; Tinamidae.
AUGACUUGUCCCGGGACAGGCGCUCAAGGACCAACUAGGCAGCGUCUGCGUUUCUUUGGAGCCGAGUGUCGCUGGAGCGACUUCCUAGAAACGCCCGAGUUCAGCGCUAAGGGAGCGGAGAAGGCGCAAGACGGGGGCCAGACCAGGCGCUCGGUUCGGGGGAAUCCGGGCACUGCACGAAUGCCCCAGGCGCUGUGGAAGGUGUCCUGGUUCCCCGCUGCCAAGGGCCGCUCGGGCGCUGCAGGCCCUGCAGGUCACGAGCGCAGAACGCUGCCAGCGGCGCAAUCUCCGCCCCGCCCCCUGCCGCGGCGUUUGGCCCCUCCGCCGCGCCGUAGCCGCGCGCCGCGCAUGCGCAGCAGUGCCAACCCGCAGGACGAAUGUGGCACUGCCUCGGCAAGGAGGCGCUUCCGGGGGAGCGGCGGCCGCGCCGUCACGGGCGGUUUCCCCGCGCCCUGCCCUGACGCCGCUGUCUCCCCGCAGGACCUGAAGCGGUUCCUCUACAAGAAGCUGCCGAGUGUUGAAGGUCUUCAUGCUAUCGUUGUGUCGGACAGGGACGGUGUGCCUGUUAUCAAAGUUGCCAAUGAUAAUGCUCCGGAACAUGCACUGAGACCUGGCUUUCUAUCCACCUUUGCCCUUGCCACGGAUCAGGGCAGUAAACUAGGACUUUCAAAAAACAAAAGCAUCAUCUGUUACUACAACAUGUACCAGGUCGUGCAGUUCAACCGCUUGCCUUUGGUAGUGAGUUUCAUUGCUAGCAGCAACGCCAAUACCGGGCUAAUUGUCAGCUUGGAGAAGGAGCUCACGCCCCUCUUCGAAGAGUUGAGGCAGGUGGUUGAAGUUUCCUAACCUGAUGGCACAGCCCAA